CCCCUCCCUAACAAGCAAACCCAAUAUACGUAUCUACCUAAUUCACGUUAAUAAGGAAGACUUUUCACUUCUGCCGCUACACAUGCAUCUUUAGUUCUUCCGCAUUCUGCAGCGGGGGGCCCAAAAGGGACUUUUACGGAAUUUUCUCCUGUAUUUUAGAUGUUUCAUAUAUUUACUGUGUUUUUGGCUGCUAAAAGGAGGCGCGGUCCCUCCUAGGCCACCCCCUGGCUACGCCCUUGUUCUGUGGUCUGUAAGCGCACCCUAAUGAAAUUAUUUGACCCAACAUUAUUGCCUAAUACCCUACUAUACUGCGCAGAGCUUUCUGUGUCCAUUGUUUCCUUUGUCAAAUUGUCAGGACGCGACAUCUCGCGAAACUUCAUAUCCGCAUUUUUACCAGACCCACUUCAAAGGUGAAACCUUUUUGCUUCAAAUGCAACGCUGGGAAGCCUUUUGAGUUUCCAGAGACGAUUUUUUUUGCUUGUCGCCCUACUUUAUUUAUAAAUGUCAAUUUUGGACGUCUAACACAAAUUUGAUACAAAUAUUGAACCACGCGCUCUUCUGAAAUAAUGCAUUUUUCAUAAUUCCAGAUGUCGUCGCAACAAAAAAAAUGUAUUUUCUAAAUAACAUAAAACAAGAUAAAAUUUUCUAAGUGGUGUGGCAAAUUAAUAGCCCUUUUUCGUUCUAGCCUUUCUGCCGAUUUCCCUACUAGAUUCGUUCUCUAGUAGCAGACAUGUAAUGUUUCACGGCUCGGAAUAUAAAAUUGCGUGCCUGCAUGUGACCCUUCUUCAAGUGAUGAUAUUAGGAUAAGGCGGGGGAUUUUCAGUCCCCCCUGGAACUUCCUUCAUGGGCACGUCUCCUCUAGAUCCUUCCGGGGGGUGCAUCAUGUCUGGCUGUUGUCCAGGGUAGGUAGUUGUGGUUUGAGUUUGCUGUUGUACACUUCCUUGACCUCGAUCUCGUCUCAUUCUUCGACGGUAAAUCCACCAGAUGAAAACACCGACUAAAACUAAAAAUACAACGCCUCCUACAACUCCGCCAACAAUGGCUGGAACAGGGUCGUAGCAUCUGUGUUGACAUUUGUUUUUACAGCAAGACAAAUAUCCAACGUGCAGGUCUUUGUCGUCGUUCAGGUUGCAGUCUUUGUCAACAUGGCAGCGAUAGCCAACACAAGAUGCAGCGAAAACACACUCGCUUGUGCAGCAUCACUGAUUGUAAGGGCAUGUCUCAGCCCUUGAUCUACAGAACUGACCAUCUGUGACACCAAAUCCAAAUAAUCCCGCACACAGAGCGACUAUCAGUAAACAGUGAUUCAUAAUUUCGUCUGUUCGCUAUGGUAUAUCUUACCGGAGUAAAACUGCCGAUCAUUAUUUGUAUUGGAUAUGGAUAUGCGAUCGCAAUGGCUCUUGGGAUGCCGCACGUUCUCGCCACCUGUCUCCAUAAACACUUGGUACAUGAAAAUGCGGACAUGGUUAGCAUAACUAAGACGACAGCGACAUUUCGUAAAAAUAAAUGGUUACUUCAUUCAUUUAAUAUGCAAACGUGAAUAUUAUCCCGUGCCAGCAUUUUGGCGAGAGAAAGAAACACGUUUUAUUUACUAUCUGUAAAUCAUUUUAUGUUGCAUUGCCGACUUAAGGUUUAUUCUUACUUGGACGUAAGCGCAAGCGGAACGCACGUAGUUUUCGGACUCUCACUAGAACAUAAGCGCAAGAUAACGCAACUACUCGAUUUUUUUGCGCUUGUGUUAGAAUCGAUCGAACCGAUUCUCGCUUUCGUCUUAGGGAAAACCAACCUUAAAUACUUCGCGUCCGCUGGCUUCUAUUGGCUGAGCGGCCUUUCGGUUUGAUGACGUCACUUUUGAUUUGCGUAUAGAAUGCGUGACAGCAGAGGGCUGUCCCAAGAUCCCUGGGGGACGAAGCUACUUUGGAUUCUACAUUUUUAUUUUCGGGUAAUGGAGAAGAAGACCGCAAACUUUGCCAUGUUUAUGGCAUGGCUUUAGGAUCUAUUGCACUUUCACUAGCAGUAGCAUUUAGUAGGGUGUACCUGCGAUAUCAUGACAUCAACCAAGUUGCUGCUGGCCUUCUGAUUGGUGGAGCUAUGGGUGUCGCCUGGUUUAUGUUUACGCAGACUGUCCUUACACCCUUAUUCCCUGUCAUAACAGCUUGGCCAGUCGCUGAGUACCUCAUGAUCCGUGACUCCACCCUGAUUCCCAGUGUCAUGUGGUUUGAGUACACACAGUCCCGGGUAGAAACAAGGAAACGUCAACGGCGAGGUUCUCACAACAGUUAUUACAAGUCACACACACAGUAACGUCGCUCUUGGGGCUGUAUGUGAGAGGUUGACAUGGAAACAAACCCAUCCCUCUUCACUAGGCAAGUGAAGAGGGAGAAUCAGUGCUUUGAUCAGGACCAGGAACUGGUAAUUACCAAUGACCUGGACACAGCUGCAAAAGUGCCCGCCAUAAAUAUAGUUUCAGUUUUAGUGAAACUAAUUGUAUACCCUCUUCUCCUCUAUGAAGCUAGAGUUAUUUUGGGUCUCAAUUGCUAAUGAGCCAGCACUGCUGUUAAAAACAGCCAGUGGUGUGGCCCAGCAAUGUUGGCGCUAUUUCUACCACAUCAACUACUGUAGGCUGGGGUAGUUGUGAAUUUGUUCGGCAAUAUUUCUUUUGUUUUGUGAUCAGCCAAGAGAAGCGCUGCCAGAAAUGUGAACCAAUGCUGGCUAGAUUCAUUUAACUAAAUAGUUUCAUUUGUACCAUUUGACCUUAAUUGCUUCCAUGAUUACAUGCACAUUAUACACUUAAGGGAUUCUGAAUGGUCUGUGUAUAUUGUAGUCUGCUUAGCAGCCGCUUUAAUGCCAUGCACGCCUGCAUGACACUAAAAGGGGCUGCUAAGCAGACUAUGUAUAUUGUGGACAUACAAUAAAUCAUUUUAAAUGAC
Messenger RNA from Nematostella vectensis (starlet sea anemone), 2930 nucleotides. Its product is annotated as dolichyldiphosphatase 1. NCBI's taxonomy places the organism in Eukaryota, Metazoa, Cnidaria, Anthozoa, Actiniaria, Edwardsiidae. The transcript is spliced from 4 exons. Bases 1984 to 2304 code for a protein of 106 amino acids. The record is from RefSeq and is a predicted model, not a curated record.